AUUUCAUUGUUGGCGUCGUUGCGCGGGAUGUCAUUUCAGAAUUAGGAGUUCGAUAUGGGCGAAAUGGAAUAGUCAUUUUAAACUGAAUUUAUGUUGAACGAAGUAUUUAUUUAAACCGCUUCGAAUCGUUUAUUCCAUCACAAGUUUGAAUGAUUAGGAGAACUUAGAAUAUUUUUGGAUGUGUGAAAAUAUAAGUGAAAUGCCAUAAGUAUUUUUUAACCAAAAAAGCAAAUUAGUUACAUUUCCAAUCUGUCAACAUGGCGGAGGUAUAUGAUAUUUUCGACAAAUUCUGCAUUCACUAUUUCAACAGCAGCUAUUGCCCUUAUGGUGAUCAGUGUUCAUAUCCACAUAAAGGACAAUUUGAAGUAGAACAGAUUCAUUACACACCAGGCAACGAAUAUUUUGUGGGACAUAUUAGAGUACACCACAGAAUAUGUCGAUUCUUUUUGAGAGGUAAUUGCGUCCAUCAAGAGAAUUGUCGUUAUCGUCAUGAAAUGACUAAUGAAAUACCUAGUGUACAAAAAGGAAUAGAAAGAUCAAGUAGAGCACCAAGAGCAAAUGCUCACUGUAUGCCAUCUACAUCCCAGUCAGAAACCGUAACAAAUAAGAAUUCCAUAAAUAAUAGCAGAGAUUUGCAAAACAAAGAAAGAAUUAUACCCUGCAUUAAAGAUAAAGACAAUAAACCUCAACCUGAUGGAGAUAAAGUAGAGGAAGGUGCUUGUGCUUCCCCGCCAUUAACUGAUAUUUACGAUUCUUGGGUUAAUGCCCCCGAAUUUGUGCCAAAAAGUUCAAAACCAAAAAGUUAUGCAGAAGCUCUCAGUUCUGAAUCAGUUGCCGAAAAUAAUGCAAAUAAAAAGCUGUGUCCUUAUCUCAGCAAAGAUGGCUUGUGUAAAAAUUUGACUGUUUGUAACUACGUCCAUGGGGAAAUGUGUGAUAUGUGUGAAAGACUUAUUUUACAUCCUUAUAAUGAAGAACAGCGGAAAAGGCAUCGACAAGAAUGUUUAAAGCAACACGAAAGAAACAUGGAAUUAUCCUUUGCUGUUGCAAGGUCUCAAGAAAAAACAUGUGGUGUAUGCUUUGAAGUUAUUAUGGAAAAAACAAAUGGAGAACAAAGAUUUGGUAUUCUGCCAAACUGUAACCACUGUUUCUGCUUAAGUUGCAUUCGAAAAUGGAGACAAGCUCGUCAAUUCGAAAAUAAAAUAAUCAGAGCUUGUCCUGAGUGCAGAGUCACUUCAGAUUUCGUCUGUCCAAGUAUGUAUUGGGUUGAUACCAAGGAAGACAAAGAUAAAUUAAUUGAAGAUUAUAAAAAGGCAUUAGCAAAAAAAGACUGCAAAUACUUUAAAAAGGGACAAGGCAAUUGUCCAUUUGGAAACAAAUGUUUCUACCUUCACGCCUUCCCCGAUGGCAGAAAAUGUGAUGUUGGGCCACCACCAAGACAAAGGCGUACUAGAAAUGCUGACACUGAUAUGGAUGUCCUUCAGCAGGUGAUGCUAUGGGAUUUUCUCGACGAACGAGAUUUUCCAUGGCAAUCUCUGGCAGAUGAUUUGGAGGAUCUAGUUUCUUUUUUUACAGAUUCAGAGGAUUCAGAUUUUUCAGAUUUCGAAUUCUUUUUAGAUUAGUCUUUACAUAUAGUUAGAAUGCCGAGAUAUUUUGAUUACAUUAAUAGAUUUUAUUUUUAGGUUUUUCCUGAAUUCUGAAGCAGAACAAUAUAUGUCGAGAUAUAUGCUAUUAUCGAAUUAUUUGUAGAAUAAUUAAUGUAUAUAUUGUUAGUUGAUAUUUCCAAACCAGUUUCUCAACAGAGUGUGAGCAACAAUGACUUUUCAUUGCAUUGCUUUGUAAUUUUAUUUGUUCCCGUUUCGGUUUUGGGUGCGUGUUUAUAUAUUCUAGCUAUUCAAUGCAAACUGAAAUGCAAAGUAUAUAAAAUAUAUUUUGGUGCUCAUUUGUGGACUUUUUGUCAAGCGUUUUAAACAGAAUGUACCUUGUUCAUUGUAUUAUAUGUGUUAGUCCAGUUAUUUUAUAAAAAAUUUUUAGUGGGCGAAAGGAAUUGAAUAUUUGUUUUUUAUUGAAACCUUAGUUCUAAUAAGAAAACCAUGUAAGACUUGUAAAAGACAAAAAAGUUGUGGUAACUAGUAAAAAACUUCGAGUAUAUAUUGAAACAAUGAAUUGAAAAAAUAGCCGAAACAAUUUUUCUGUCUAUAAUCAACCCUUUACUGGUUUUGUACAAAAUUCGUGUGCGUUUAUUUCCAUUUAUGUUUUUUUAAAGCCUUGCCUUUACAUAUACAUAUUGGCAAAAAUUUUCUCAACGUGGAUAAUUUUUUAUUUUAAAUUGAAUUUUAGUCGUCUUCUCAAUGUUUCCAAUUAUUUUCUUAUUACUUUUAAAUUUUUUUGUUUUAUAACGUAUAAAUCUUCAUUUUUGUUCUGUUCAUCUUCACUACCUUUAUCAUAUACUAUACCAUCAACUCAACAUCAUUAAAUUUUGUUAUCAAUUAUGAAUCUUAGACAUAUAAAGGAAAAUAAUAGUCUCACAUUUUUUAUCAAUGGUAAAGGUAAGAUGAUAAAGCUUUAGGUUUUGCUAGUGCGCACAGUACUGCAAAUGUUUUACAAAAAAACACAUUCUUGAAUUCAGACCAAAGAAUCAAUAUGUUCUCAAAAAUCUAUUCUUCCAUUCAUCUAAGCCUUUCUUACAUGUUUCAAUUUUGAUUAUCCUAGUUUCCAUUUUCAAAGACAUGAAAUUACUUACCUCUGUACCAAAUUUUGUUUAAUGGCAUAUUUUCACCCAUCCGUACAGUUUUUUAUCUUAGUCGGAUUUUUUUGGAAUGGUUAUUUCAUACCGACUUUUACUACAAUUAAACAAACACUUCAAUUGCCCUUGGAGGACCAAUUGUUGGUGUAUUGGUAAUAAACAGUUUGUUCAAUAUUUUUUAACUACUAUACGAAAUUUGUACACAUCAAUACAACCUUGUAAGUUUUUUUUUUUCAAUAAAUGCUAACCAAUUCACAAAAGCACAGUGAAUACACUGAAACUAUAAUAAACUAAAGGUAUUAGUACAAAAUAGCAUUAUUGAAUUAAGCAUACUGAAAUUUUUGUGUAUUGGUAAUACUUAAGUUAUUGAUUUGUAAUUGAAAAUUUUUGAUAUUUUAUGUAUAUAUUUAAAUUACAAAAAAUACCAGUAAUUUUCAUUAAUUUAUAACAGAGUCAAAAUGCUGUUAUUUUUUCAUUCAUUAAAUUAAGAACUUCCUCAUUAUAUAAAAUCGUCUAUUGAGGUCCAGUUUAUAUCAUUUAUGCUGAUGAUUCAUACUCCUGUCCAAAACUGGUUCUCAAAACGAUAAAAAAAAGUUCUCUAAAAUUUUUCAUUAGAAAUUUUCCAAUUGCUUUUCUUAUAUUUAAAGAAACGCAUUGGUUCCAUCUAAUUAACAUUUUUACUUUUUCUUUGAAAUAUGUGAAGCCCGAACAUACAAAGUAUGGAGUUUUUUUUAAAUCAAAUAUGAAAGGUAAAUUCAAAAACACCAAUAUUAGAUGAAAUGAUACCUCAACAAACAGUAAUACUUUGACAUUUUGACACAUUGUAUUUCGUUGUACUAGUCUUGAAUUUAACAUGUCUUGUUAAAUUCAUAAAGGCAGUUGUAGGAUUUCUACAGUUGGUACCGUCUUUCAUCUCCCAACUAUCUUCAAUUUCCACAUCUACGUUUUUUUCCAUAAAUGUUAUAGUUAUUUUACGUUUCCUUUUACAUAUAGGAUUCCAUCUUAUUCUUUUAACCCACACUAUUUCACAACAUAGAUGUUUUAUCCCCUAUACGACACAAAAACACAUUUUCUGUUUACAUUUCGCCUUCUUUGUAUUCCGUCUAGUGUAUUUUUUAAACUACACAUGUACUUUAAAUUGAUAUCAAUCACAAGAAUUGAUAUGAACAUUAAAGAAAAAAAUACAGGAUAAUUAAAUGAAGGUAUACAAGAUACCGUUGAGCUCUUUUGAAAAUAAAAAUCAUUUUUCAAAUACUGACAUAAUUUUUACGGAUUAUUUACAGAUUGACUGUUAACAAGAAUAUAUACAUAUAUUAUACAAACAGGGCGAUCCAAUAUUUCUUAUGAGGCGAGUGGAAAUUGAGUUAUUUUGUGUUGGUUUUAUAGUGUGAAGCAAACCGCUUUUUCUGAUUUCAGUGGUAAUAACUAUCUGAACAUUUAAUAAGACAAGUUUAAUUGAAGACUAUUGAUAUGAUUUCUAGUCAAUAAAAAUUAAUAUUUACAUCAAAAUGUCAAAUUGCAGCUGAUAUAUAACAUUUUUAUUCUUUUAAUGUAAUAUGGAUUAACAUUAAUUUAUGUCGGAUUAUGACAGAUUUCCUUAUUUGAUGUUAUUUAUUUCGAUUGCAAACUAUAACUAAUUCUUUGAAUGUGGGGUCUAUUACAUAAUCCUCCCUCUCCUAUUCAAUGUUCUCUGAAUUUUUGUUAAUUUCUUUAAUGAAGAUAAAUUGUUUUCAAUUACUUAGUACAUUAGUUUUUCCCAGUUUUCCUUAUAGCUAAAAUAAUUAUUAUUCAUUUAACGUUUAUUAGAAUUUCCUAUAUUCUUUGAAGUUUCUUUCUUCUAUUAUUGAAGAUAUUUACAUCUGUUACAUAAUUCCUUUGAUAGUUUGAAGAGUUUUCAUUUUUUUUUUUUAAUUUGUUUGGUACUUUACAGCUUUUCUGUAUUAUUAUUUCUUACAGUUAUUGCUAUUAAAACCAAUAUUAUAAGUUACUUAACGUUUUAUUGUAAUUCAAAUGUUUUCAAAAUUUUUCUCAUGAUUAUUAUUUACAUCACUUGUUUUUUUAUGACUAAGUUUUUUAUGUUUAUUAUUGAAUUUAUUUACAUCCUUUAUAAAAUUUUUCGAAUAUAUCGAGGAGUUUUCACUUGUUUCUUAACUAUUGAGUAUUACUAGUUGCUCCGAAUGUUCCACAUAGCAAAAGCAGUAUCAUUGUUGAAUUUUCUUCUGCAUUUUUUAUUUAUAUGUUCAUACUUUCAUUAUUCAAUUUAAAUGAUAGUUGAAAAAAUUUGUUGCUUAAUUUUUUGGGUAUUGUAUUUUCCUCGAGUAAAUUUAUUAUACUUAUUUAUUCUUCAAUUAUUUUCAUAUCGAACUAGAUUCCACAAAAAGAUGUUUUUACUUUCAUAUACGAUUUGGUUUUACUUUUCUUCAUGUAAAUAUAACAAAAGUUCAGUUAGUUAAAAAAAGCUCCAGGUAACAUUAAAAAGUAGAAGACUAUGUAAUGAUACAGCAGUUAACACGAAUAAAAAUUUAUAUUAACGUAUUAUGACAAAACCGCACAAGAAAACUAAAUCGAGAAAAUUAGCUUUUUGCUGAUUUUUUCAUAUAUAUAUCGUGGGCUGAGAACCAGAGGGUUCCAAGCGCCAAAUUCAAAAUUGUUCAAAAAAUCGAUAUUAAUGUUUGGCAUUCUUAAAAAUGUGUUAAACAAAGUAAUUAUUCAAUUUUGAAAGGUUAUUUGUUGAGUUACUUGUACUUAUACAUUUUCAUAUAGAUUAGUCAAAAAAGUAAAAUAAAUUAAAGUUUGAAUACUUGACUGUACUUAGAACCUUAUGACAACUUAAAUGUAGAGAACCAGAAGUUUCCAAGCGAUUGUUUAAUAAUAAUGGAGUUACUUUUUUAAGAAAUAUUCAUGAAAAUAAACACCUCAUAAGAGAAAUGCUUUUAUUUAAAUAUGCAUAAGUACAAUUCAAACAUUAUUUAAUUAAAUUCGAACAACACAGCUUAAAAAAUUUAGUGAAAUAAAGAAAAUGAUGUUAUUUUUUUUAAACUCUGAAAUGAGGGCUUUCAUAUAUGUUUUGUCUUCAAGUAGCAUCCACUUAUAAGCAAACUCCAUUGCAUCGAUUUUUUGGCUUGUAAAACUCUUCGUUUUAAAAUUUUUUACUUGCUCGAUUUUAAAAGAAGAAUCCAGGUUUUGUUCUUCAGGUGUAAUUUUGUUACCUUUUCGUUUUCGUUUCUUUCUUCACAUUCGUUCUUAUGAAUUGUGAAGAAUGGUUUUCUAUUUUAUAGUGGACUACCCUGCAAAAACUUUAAUUGGCAGACUUUGUUGUAUGGAACAUUGCCAUAAUUUUAAUUUAUCAAUCAAAAAAAUGUUUGGGCCUCAUGUUAAUGAUGCAAAAAGGCUUCUUUCUAUCGGUCUUUAGCAAAAGUUUUGUGACUGCAAGUGGGUACCAUAUAUCUUGUACUCGCAUAAAUUUCUCGAUACGGGAAUGAAUGUUGUCAACAACCUGUAUACAGGAAUGCCCGGGUAAAGAAUAUUUCAUUGUAAUUUGUUUAAUGUGUUGAUGCUUCUGUAAGAAAUUGGCUACAGCUAAGGAAAUUAAACUGUUCCUAUUUUGAGGAACACAGCUGUCACUCCAGGUUAUUAUUUCCGUUAUGUUGGGAUUGUUUGAAACAAUUUUUUCAAGAAUUUGCAUCAAUGCGCUUGCCAAGUCAUUGCCUGAUCUUCCACAUGUAGUUUCUGGCCAAACAGCGCAAUAACAUUGCUUGUCAUAGGAAUUAUAUGCAGUUAAGUUAUAUACAUUCAUUUUUUGCUUGUAAAAGAGGACUGAAACCUCUGAUUUUGGUACAUUUAUAACAUUUUGUAAAUCAACACAGACGACGAUAGCACAGUUCAAAUCUGUAUUUUUACCAUCCUGUUCUCGCUCUGUUCUCAUUAUAUUUUUCUUUAAAAUGUGCUGCCUAUUUGACAAUUCCAGUUCUUCACUCAUUCUAUUUUCCCGCUGGGCAAUUUUAUACUCUUCACAGAAAUCACAUCGGUCACUUUUUGGUUUAAGAAAAUCUAGAUUAUAUUCAUAGUUAAAAAUGUGUCUGUACAACGAAACACUUUGUGGAGGAAUUUGUUUUUCUAAACAAGAUUUAACAUAUAAGUCAUACAUUUUGUUAAUGUUUAGUAAAGGAUCAAGGUACUGUUUAUUCAAAUCGGCUCUACAGUAAUGAGAUUGGACGUGAGGAAAAUCCUCUAUGUGUUGCCUUAUUUCAUAUUCACUUUCCUUUGAUAUACGAUCUUUGGUAUAUUUCACUCGCUGGUCACUUUGAGGUGUACCUGCGUCGGAUUUCUUCAAAUAUACAUUAUAUACUGGCUUUUGGCUUACACACAAUGUGGUCAGAAAAAAACUUUUGCAUACUCUUAAUUUUUCGUUCUCUUUUUUAAAAAAGUACUCAAAUGAAAAACAUCGGUAGUUUGUAACACUACUUCGUUUUCGCUUUAUUAGUAUUCUUUUUGUGUUGUUUAAUAAAAAAUACUGUUUUCCAUUUUGAUCCAUAGAGUAAUAAUAUUUUUUUAUUUCUUCCUUUUUCUCAGGUGAAAAAUUUUUUCUGCACUGAAAUCUGCAGCUUUCAGGGCAAUAUUUAUUUUCGUCAAUCUUUUUUGCAGGUUUUAAUUCUCCUUUGGUGUAUAUAUAGCUUUGUACUAUUGUAUCUUCUUACUCCUGCUACACCCUUUGCUUUUAGGCGAGAAAGAGAUUCUUCAUGCUCUGAAUAUUCGCUCUCCAAGCUGCUGUUGCUUGACUGCAAUAAGUUUCUAAAAACAUUGACGUUAAAAAUCUGUAAAUAUAUAGAUUCAUAAACAAACCGUUUUUUAUCUUCAUAGUCUGGCACAUAUUCUGAUCCAGAGCUUGUAAAGUCUUCAAAAGACCCUUCUUGUGAAGUACGUGUAAAACAGGCACAAACAUUGAACUCGACACAUAAACGAUUACUUGGUUGUCGCUUGGAACCAUAUGAUUCUUAAUAAUGACGUUGACUGUCGUUUGGAACUAUCUUGAAAAUUAAAUAUUGGCGCCAUCUUUGAGAAUGGGCUCAAAGUUUGUAUAGCAAACAAUGCAGGUUUCUAUGGAUCUUUUCUUAUAAAAAACGUAUUUUAAAAUAAAUGUCGCUUGGAACCCUCUGGUUCUCAACCCACGAUAUACAUUAUUUAUUUUCAAAUUUGAAAGUGAUAUUCAAGUAAAGUCUAAUCUCUACUAAAAGUGCAAGAUUUUUAAAAACCCUAAUAAAUUCUUAAUCAUAUAAAAUGUCAAGUUAUGCUGAACUGUAUUUUUUGAAAACGUUUUAAUAAUUUUAUGAUUUCCUGAGUGUGAACAAUUUUCUACUAAUCACCUUUUAAAUUUGUGUAUUACCAAAUUGUGAUUGGCCUCUCUAUAUACAGUAGUCUGUAAAAUAUAUAAUAUUUAUAUAUAAUAUAUAUUAUAUAAUACAUUAGUACCAUGUAUAUAAACUGGCUAAAUCCAUUUGUUAUUUUUAUUUGCUGUGGCUUUAUCUUGUGUUUGUUUUGUCAUGGUGUCGUUUAUGAAUUUCAAGUGUUUUUUUUUUCAGAAUAUUCUGGCAAAUAUCAGAGUUGGUUGUGAUAAAUCUCUUUCGGUUAAUAUUAAUAAAUAUAUGUAACUUAAUAAAUAUUUUAUUGCUAGA
This is a messenger RNA of Diorhabda carinulata, 8415 nucleotides long. RefSeq names its product probable E3 ubiquitin-protein ligase makorin-1. The transcript is spliced from 7 exons. Gene Ontology annotation, molecular function: ubiquitin protein ligase activity; metal ion binding. The record is from RefSeq and is a predicted model, not a curated record. NCBI's taxonomy places the organism in Eukaryota, Metazoa, Arthropoda, Insecta, Coleoptera, Chrysomelidae. Bases 258 to 1619 code for a protein of 453 amino acids. Gene Ontology annotation, biological process: protein polyubiquitination.